This is a messenger RNA of Cololabis saira (Pacific saury), 5164 nucleotides long. RefSeq names its product BCL2 associated athanogene 6 (gene bag6). The coding region runs from base 137 to 3865 and encodes 1242 amino acids. The record is from RefSeq and is a predicted model, not a curated record. Lineage: Eukaryota; Metazoa; Chordata; Actinopteri; Beloniformes; Belonidae. Gene Ontology annotation, cellular component: BAT3 complex. Gene Ontology annotation, molecular function: polyubiquitin modification-dependent protein binding; misfolded protein binding. The transcript has 25 exons.
GCGGCUCCCACGUCACUUCCGUGUAGCCUGGCCGCUUGUAGCUUCAGGUACCAAACCCAGGUUCGGUUUUUGAGGAUUAAAACGCGCGCCACGUGGACUGGAAACAGCGGGAUAGUGUGAUUUAUCAGGAACAAACAUGGACGAACAAACUCCCGACAUAGACGUGACGGUGAAGACCCUGGACUCCCAGAGCAGAACCUACACCGUCCGAGCUCAGCUGACAGUGAAAGAGUUCAAGGAGCACAUAGCCCCCUCGGUGGGCAUUCCCGUGGACAAACAGAGGCUCAUCUACCAGGGCCGAGUGCUGCAGGACGAGAGGACGCUGGCAGAUUACAAUGUGGGAGGGAAGGUGAUCCACCUGGUGGAGCGGGCACCCCCCCCACCCUCCCAGCCCGGCUCGGGUUCAGGGGGCACGUCAGCCGACAGCGGGCCGUCCUCGUCCUCCCAGGGAACGUCACAAGCACCGCCCCACGAUCGCAACGCCAACAGCUACGUGAUGCUGGGAACGUUCAACCUCCCCGUCAACAUCAUGGACCCCCAGCAGAUACAGAUGUCCGUCCAGCAGAUGGUGUCGGGGAUGGGGGAGAACGCCAGGAACGCCCGGGUCACGACCAGCACGGGGAGCAACGGCUCGGUGAACGUGCACAUCGACAUGGACCAGCCGGUCCAGAGCGAGCCCCGGCUGCGGCUGGUCCUCGCCGAGAAUCUGCUCCGAGACCUGGGGGACGUCAUCCAGGGAAUGGAGGGCCGGUCCGCCGACCCCCAGACCUCCCAGACCUCCCAGACCUCCCAGACCCCCCAGCCGGACACGGGUUCUGCUGCUGCUGCCGCCGCUGCUCCGCCGCCUCCCUCGUCCUCCUCCACCACCUCCACCCCGUCUCCCUCUGCACAGCCAAUGGACACCUCGCCACCGCCGACGACACCCCCGCCUCCACCCUCCUCCUCUGCCCCGUCUGAGGGACCCACUCCACAACCCGGACCCAAUCACCCCAGUCCGGCCGAGCUGGCGGAGAUGCUGUCGGAGCUGCGGAGGACGGAGGAGAGGCUGCAGCCGUUCAUCCAGAGAGCUCACACCAUCCUGGAGACGGCCGCCACCGCAGAGUACAACAAUAACACAGAAAGAGAAGACGACCAGCGGACUCUGGUCCAGAUGUGCGAGGGUCUCCGUCUCCUGGGCAACGCUCUGGUGGCCCUCAGCGACCUGCGGCUGAACCUCAUGAGCCCGGUGCCGCGCCACCUGCACGUGGUGCGGCCGUUCUCCCACUACGCCAGCCAAGUCUCCCUCCCCGGAGCCAUGCACCACCACAUCCCAGUGCAAAUGAACCUGGGCGCCACGGUGACUGUGGCGGCCAACAGCACUGAGGGACAGGCGCCGCCCCCCCAGCAGGCCGGCCAGCCGGAGCAGCCAGGUCAGGGACAGACCUCCCCCUCACAGAGUUCCCCGGCCAAUCAGCAGGCCGGACAGGGACAGGCCGGCCCCCGGGUCAUCAGGAUCAGCCACCAGGCAGUCCCGGUGGUCAUGAUGCAGAUGAACACGGACGGACCAGGUGGAAACGCUGCAGCAGCAGGUCAGCAGAUGCCCGGACAGCCAGGUGCCCUCCCCCCCGACUUCAUGCGGAACGUCAUGCAGCAGAUCAGCCAGUACGCAGCGGCUGUGGCCACCAGCGCCGCCACUGCCGUGGCAACGGGGCAGCCGGUCCCGCCCCAGCCCACCCCCCCCGGCUACAGCUCCACCCCCAACUCCUCCACCACCACCACGGGUCCCAACACCCCCACCACCACCCCCACGGCCCCCCCUCCGCCCUCCCACACCAGCCCUCAGCCGCAGGCCCGGGUGGUGUUCACCCGACCGCCGUUCGCCGCCAACAUGCCGCCCCCGGCGUUCGGGACCCGGGGGACGACCAUCAACGUGAGGGCGGCCCUGCCGGGCCAGCAGCCGGGGCAGGCGUUCAACCCCGCCGCUCUCAACCAGAUGAUCAGCGGCCUGGUGGGACAGCUGCUGCUGCCGGGGCAGAUGGCAGGCCAAACGGUGACGUCGUCCUCCCCGUCCACGUCCUCGUCCACCUCCACCUCCACCUCUUCGUCCUUCUCCUCCUCCUCUCAGAGCAAUUCCUCCUUUUCCUUCUCCGCCUCGGGUCCAACUCCACCUCCCCCUGCAAACGCCGCGUCGGCCCAGAACCCGCCUGAGAGCGGCGCCGGCGAGGCCCCGCCCCCGGAGAUGAGUUCAGAGUUCGGCCAGCUGCUGAGCUCGCUGCUCGGGGGGGCCGCCGGGCCCGGGGCCCACGGGGGGGCGCCCUCCAUCACCGUCACCACGUCCGGCGUCCCGGCCUUCAUCCAGGGAGUCACCGAGUUCAUGCAGCAGGCCUCCCAGCCCAUCUUCUCUGCGCCUCAAGCUCCAGCCGGGAACAGCCCAGCUCCGCCUGCAGGGACCAACCCCGCCCCCAACUCCACCCCCAACCCCGCGGCGCCGGCGGGGGCCGAGUCCCUGAACCCGGAGCUGUUCACGGGCAUCGUCCGAGGCGUCCUCAGCACCAUGAUGGGCUCCCUGGGUCAGGCCCAGAACGACACGGAGAGCAUCGCCCAGUUCAUGCAGAGGCUGUCGCAGGCCACCAACAUCUUCAUCAGCCCCGAGGAGCCCACAGGCUUCUUCGGGGAGCUGCUGAUGCUGGUGUGCCAGACCUUCACCAUGUCGGACCUGGUGGUGCUGCUCCACGGCCAGCACCAGCCGCUGAGCCGCAUCCAGCCGCUGCUGACCCGGUUCUUCAACGAGAACUACCUCAGCGGCAGGGAGCCCACCGACGACAACAUCAACGCUGCUGCCGACACCCUGGUCAACGAGCUGGAGGAAUACAUCAGCGAGAGCUUCAGAGAGUCGUCGGUGUCGGUGCUGGACGGCGUGGACAUCACCCAGACCAACAUGUCCUUCUUCAGAUACCAGCUCACGCACAUCGCCACGCACAUUCUGCGCUGCAACGACGAGACGUUCGGCCCCACGUUGUUGAGGAUGUGUAACCGGGCCUUGUUCGAGUGUCUGGCUCUGAAUCUGCACUGUCUGAGAGGAGACCAGAGAGCUCUGACCGCCGUCAUCAACCACCGAAUACGGAGGAUGUCCAGCGACAUCAGCCCCAGCCUGGUGAACUGGAUGACCAGCAUGAUGACCAUGAGGCUGCAGGUGAUCCUGGAGCACAUCCCCAUCUCCCAGGACCAGAUCCAGACCUACAUCGUUCACACGCAGGGGGAUCAGUCUUCAGCAGCCGGAGCAGCAGAGACGGAGCGAGCAGCCGCCGCCCCGAUCGGGGACACGCUCUCGCCGGCCGCAGCCACCACCGCCGAGGAGGCCAUGUCCGUGUCCCAGGACGCGGCCGUGUCGUCGCGGGAGACCAGGCCGUUGCCGGGAGACCUGGCGGCCGCGGGCGGAGCCGCGCCGGUGGGAGGAGACAUGGCGGCGGCCGGAGCCGAGGGAGGAAGUGAGGAGUCUGCCGGGGAGUCGGAGGCCUGGACGGCGUCUGUUCCCCCGGAGUGGGUCCCCAUCAUCCGCUGUGACAUGAUGACCCAGAGGAAGAUGAAGGCUCAGCCGCCGCUGUCCGACGCCUACCUGCACGGCAUGCCGGCCAAGCGCCGGAAGACGGGCCAGGGCAGCGCCAGCCUCCUGUCCCUCUCCGACGCGGUGAGUCAGGCGGCCCGGACGGCGGGCGUGAAGCCCAUCACCUCGGCCGAGCAGCUGCAGGGCGACCUGGACACCCAGGAGGUGAAGGAGGCGUACGCCGAGCAGGUGAAAACAGACAUGAAGAAGCGAGUCCAGGAGGACCCGGACUUCAGCUCCCAGCAGUUCCCCAGCGCACACAGAGCCUUCUCAGACUCGUAAUCACGUCCUCACAAGCAUCAACGCCGUUUCCUCCUCCAUCUGCAACAUUUCGGAUCUUCUUUUGACGCCAGCGAGCCGCUGCAGCUUCACCUCCGACCUGCCUCCUGCUGCGCCGGCGGAGAACCAGCCCGGGUCUUGUUUGCCAGGCGGCUCCAGCACCGACGCGCCAACAAGAGCCGGCCUGGUUUUCUGAGCUGGCGUCGCCCAGGACGCUGCAGGACUUCUGAGGUCACCGCAGGACUCAGACGUGUUUAAACUGUGAACAUCCCCCCGACCCGUCCCAGCGCUACUACUGAUCCCCACGGAGGACGGACCCGGGUCCGUCCAGCAGCUGCAGCAGCACCGCCUGCUGGCGGAGCAGGGAACUGCACCACCCGAGGAGAAACGAUCCAGAUGUGGAGUUUACUGGAGGCAGCUGCAGCUCGGCCGUAGCUUCAACUCAAAUCCAACUCCGACGUCCAGCAGGACGAUACCAACCGUUGAGCCCCGGGUCGGGGGACGGAACAGGAAUCAGGAGGUUCUGAUCCGGUUUGGUCUCGGCUCAGCGACCCGAGCGAUGGAGACCCGUCUGAGCGAGUGUUUUAUCAUGAGAAAGUCGUCUGCUGCUUUAAUCUCCCCCCCCCUGAGCGGAUCAGAACCUCCGUCUGGGCUCUGGAGAGUCUGAGGCCGCGGUUGUUUAACUUCCUGUAGUUUGUGAAAGUUCACCUCUUCCUUUGUCUCUAAUAACGGAUCAUCAUCGUUGUUUCUGCUCUAACAGCUUAGAUUUCGGCGCCGCGGCGUCUCCGAUCACACGCCCCCCCACCCCCACCCCAGUUCUUAUUUAUUGCUGUGUGUUGACCGUGGUCCGCCUGCGGCGGCGGUACCGGACCAGAUUGGACUUUUCUCUCGUGUCUGAAUGUGUUUGUGCUUCGUCCCUCCGGCGCCCGAGUCGCCGACGUCUUCUUCUUCUGUUCUCCUUUUACACGCGAGACUUUCAUGUGGAGCUGAUUGACAUGAAUGUACAGUACGCUUAAUAAAAGAUUCAAACGCAGCUGCGCUCUUCUUGAGUUACUGAGAUGUCUCGUUUAGAAACCGAUGACAUUUGUUCUGUAUUGCACCAAUCACCACAACAAAUUCCUUGUGUGUGUUAAACGACUUGGUAAUAAACUUAUUCCUGAUUCUGAUGACAGACACAUUUUAUCUCAUUACCUGUUAAAAAUGACUGAUUUAAAAUGAACGAUAAAGUUUAUACACCCCUCUGGGUCUUAUGUAAAAAAAAAAACAUCCUCAGACUUCCUGGUAGAAUAAAGUUUAAAUAAA